GAACACCUCGUCGUUGACGAAUGACAGCUGCGACGUCACCUCCUGGGCAAUACUCCAUCACGAGACAUAAAUUUCCGGUGACGGGUGAUUCAAAAGAGUCGAAAUAGCGAAUGAUAUUCGAGUGAUUCAACUGAGACAAGAGUCGGCCUUCCUGACGGGCAGCAUCGCGUUGUUUUUCAUCUCGGAUGCAGAUUUCCUUUAGCACGUAAUUCAAGGCUCCGUUUUCAGGACUUUUGCAAUUGCUACGUACCCCGUUUGCUCCUUUCGUCUCCGUCGUCGCCAUUCGUAUCAAGAAAACAGUCCCAAAAGAUCCACGACCGAGCACUCGUUCCUUGAUGUAAUUCAACGCCAUUUUGUUGUUGUUAUUCUUCCGCUCUGUGCGUGUGAGCUGUACGCGCUCGAUUGAUCUCUCCCUCUUUCUGUGAUAUCCCUUUGUUUACUUAUUUUCCGUCACCUAGGCAACCGUAACUAUUUAGUUCUAGUUAGUAUAUAUUUCUUCGAAUAAUUUGUCUUUCUUUUUGCUUUUAGUCGAUUAAAUCAUACCACCUAAAAUCUAAUAUAAUAAGAAGUUGAAAUAGAUUUACGGACUUUGGAUAACGUUGGUAUUCAUCUGCGCAUUUUACUUUUAGAAAACAAAUUGACUAUGGCGCUACUGCGCCUGCUCAGUUCAUAUCCAUUCACUACUCCUGUGCUGACUUUUAUUUGAAACUUGAAACAGCCCAAGUAAAAUUUGACGUGAAAGUAAAUGUACGGUAAUUUGUGGCUCUAAAUAAAAAUUAUUUAUGUCAAAAUUUGUUUAAAAUGUUUCAGCUCAUUAAGCGUUAGUCAUUAAACUAAAUAAGUCUUAACAAUGCGAUUUUUCGGUACUUUAAAAGAAACGAUUGCGGUGCGCUCUUAAUUAGCGACUGCGAAAUAUUCGACAUUUUGAGAAGGGAGCGGGAAAAAAAUUCCAACUACUUCGCAUGACUUGGUUUACGUUAGCGGUGGAAUAGAAAGGCGAACGAUAUGAUUGUAUCACGAAAAAGAUGGACAGCGAUCUAACCACUAAUUCUAUUUUAUAGACGUAGGCGGCCGUAUUUGCUUUGUAUUAACGGUACAUUUUCCAUUCGUAUAAAAUAAAAAUCUAUUAACACUUCCUUUUCAAAUGCUCAUUCACACGGAAAUUCUUCAAUUUUUUUAAAUGCAAAACAAUGGAGUCCGUUACCUUUUUUGUGACGUCACCGAGUUCUUGUUGGUUGGUUUGUCCAUCGUUGAACUCUCUCGAAAUCUUUUGGAUGUGCAUUUCAACGUGCUGGUUCCCUUAUUGAGUUUUAAUAGACGUAACCGGUUGUGAGUAUUUGGUUGUUGACCAGCGGCGGGUUCACGACACUCCUUUAUUUAUUCUCGAUGCGAACGAACGAGAGAAAACCAAGAAAUGUUCUACUUUUCUAUUUUAUGUUAUCGUUUCUUUUGAAAAAAGGUGAAAAUUGUGGUUGCGAGUUUCUUUUCUUGACUGCAUUUAUGCAUAAAUUUAAAUUUUCAUCCACAAAUGUCGUCGUUACAUCAUAGUAACAGCAGACAACAGACUGCUAAUCACAGCUGUCUGCUUAGUUGAAUUUAUGCAACAAUGGGUAGAGUUGGCGGAUGGGCGUGAUUUCAGAAUAAAAAAGAAGUUCACCUUGCCGUGCAACCUUCCUCCAAGGCAACCCAGACAUAUCACUCGACUGGGGGGUAAGUGAAGUAAAGUAUUGGUUGCGAAGUGCGUAUCAGCCGUGUAGUGUUGAAGUUCAACAGAAAUCAUCAUCCAAAAUAUUCCUACUAGUUCAUUUUAACCCUUCUUUCACAUUUUUCAAACAAGUGUUGUUUGGAAGCACCUUAACCAAACAUCAAACAAGUUUCUGAAGAGCCCAUUCCCCAGAACGAUAUUAUCGAGAUAAAGAGAAAGUCCAAGACUUUCACCAUCAGCAGAGACUUUCACGCUGUGUUAGAGGCCCACACUGCCCCGGGACUUGAACGCAGUGCUAGAGGCAAUCAGGAUAUACAUAAAAUUUUUUUUUUCUUUUUAAGUCGCAGUCAUAUAGAGGAGACCGACUGUUGCAGAUGUCGUGCAGCGGGAAGCCGCUUGUUUAAUGCACAAUCACGCAGUUGUCGGUUACGAAAUGCAGGUACAAAAGCCUUUUUUUGACAGAGUUUGCGUGAGCAUAAUAUAAUAGUACGAGCUUUAACAAAGAGAAAAGAAUCAAAGUCGGCCAACUAAGCCACAUUCUCCCCAAGUUGCGCGUGUUUUUAUUAUUACAGAAUAUAGUACUGUUAGUUAUUAUUUGAACAGCAGUGUUUUCACCAGUAGCUCAGUGUCUGUGUCCUGGGCAUGAUGUGCAUAAUGUGGUCGGUGAAUUCCUUACUUCGUGCGACGUGUUUAUUGAUUCUCACUGUAAUUACAACAACUAGUUGUAACGGUCAAUAUGUGAAUCAAACCAACACCUACAACUCCGAAGGUCCGUGGGUCUUGACUGCUGAUCCACUGAAACUUGAAAAAAUCACGGAAAAAUUUCCGUAUACCAUCAAUCUAACCUUGAGUUAUGCCAAAAGUGAGGAUGAUUCGCCACCGGUUUACGCAGCCACACCAGAAGCCUUUCGUUUUGUCGUAAAAGUCUCAAUGUCAAAUCGACAGACUGUGGCAAUUCAGGAUAACAACCAGAAAAUCGAGUUUACUUGGGCCGAAAUUACUGAAGGAACUAACAAGUCCAUCGAAGUUAUCGGGCAAGUAAUUGGUUACGUCGAUCUCAACUUUGUUUUGGACAUUUUACCAGCAAACGAUUCAUCCGUUCCUGUGAAAACGAUCCCCAUUUUAUCCAGCUAUUUGGUGACCGUCGUUCGGGCUAGUGAUACGCUGGAUAACGUAUUCACCAUUAUUAUGAUUGUAAUGGCGGUGCUUAAUUUAAUCAAUAUGGGAUGUGCACUUGACUUGGCUAUCGUAAAACAAAACGUUCUCCGUCCAGUCGGAUUAAUCGUUGGAUUCAUCUCCCAGUUUACUUUCAUGCCAUUGUUUUCAUUUGGCGUAGCUAUGCUCAUGAUCCAGGACCCUCUGAUGGGUUUUGGAUUGUUGGUGAUUGGCGUUUGCCCCGGUGGCAUAGCCUCGAAUUUUUGGACGUUGCUGUUGGACGGUGACGUCAAUCUGAGUAUAACUAUGACCUUCGUUUCGUCAAUUGCUGCCAUGGGAAUGAUGCCAUUGUGGCUUUGGCUAUUGUCUGGGUUCUUCUUACCUAAAGGAUCUUCCGUCAAAGUGCCUUAUGACAACAUGGCCCUAUCUUUAAUUUUAUUGACAUUUCCACUUGGAAUCGGAAUUUUGAUUCGUCGAUUCAAAUUUUCUCUCGCCGAAUUUUUAACUGGGAAAAUUCUGAAAAAGUUUUCCGUCUUUUUCAUCAUCUUUAUUAUCGGACUGGGAAUUUACAGCAUGUCGCACAUAACCGUUCUAAUGGAUUGGAUUUUGUUAGCUGCCGGAUUAGCCGUGACAGUGUCGGGUUUCCUGUUUGGCGCUGUUUUCGCUUGGGUUGCGCGGCUCAGUCGCCCACAGAUUAUUGCCGUGUCGUUAGAAACGGCUAUGCAAAACGCCAAUGUUGCAUUUGUCCUACUGAAGACAACUUUACCGACUCCAUACAGCGAUAUUGCUGCACUUCCGGCAGUGGCUCAGAUAAUCAUGACAACUUCUAUAUUGUUUUUCUUUUUAGGAAUCAAUACCACGUAUAAAUGCGCUCAGAAAUACUGCAUACAACCCAAAAAAGAAAAAGAAGAAAUAGAAACUAACAAUUCCAGCGGAUAUCGCAACAAAGCAUACUGCGCCGAUGAAACGACUGCAGUAGGAAAUCCAUUGUAAUCCAAUCUCUUGCAACUGUAAAUAUUUUAAAAAUCCAAACGAGUAUAAUAGACUAGAGCAAUAUGGGAUAUAUUGCGGUCUUAGGAAUCAGAUAUGCUGAGGGAGUCAUUGAACGUUUUGAUUACAUUAUUCAGACAAGCACAAUUUAUUACUUUAUCCAAGUGACAUAAAAAUACCUUAAUAAGAAUGCCAAACAUUCCUUUCCAAUUUUGUAUUGUACUUGGUGAUUUGUCGAAUAAACAUUUGAAUUUU
Messenger RNA from Daphnia pulicaria, 4105 nucleotides. RefSeq names its product ileal sodium/bile acid cotransporter-like. The record is from RefSeq and is a predicted model, not a curated record. The transcript has 6 exons. Bases 2348 to 3853 code for a protein of 501 amino acids. Lineage: Eukaryota; Metazoa; Arthropoda; Branchiopoda; Diplostraca; Daphniidae. Gene Ontology annotation, cellular component: membrane.